GCCGAGACAUUUUAUUUUUAAUUCGUUGAGACUUAUCCAUCAGGUGGUAGGGUCCUCUUAUUUGGAGUGAGAAUGUAAGUAAAUAUUCCAUUUAGUUUUUACUUUAGAGACAAACGGCACAUCUUUUCUUGAUUUAUAUAAUAAUUAUGUUAUGCAUAGCUAAAGAGACACUUAACCUGCGAUCAGGCGUUUAGACUCGACAUGUACGAUCAGUACGUAUACAGUCUUAUCUCUUCUAUAAACGGACACCUCUAUGAGACCGGCCGCUAUCUAAUACAGACGUCAUGCCCUGCUCAUCAGUCAUAGGGGACCAUAAGACUGACGACGACGACCGCGACGGCAGCGAGAAAGUCACAAAAGCAUCAACUGUUCGUGCGUGCAUCACGGUUUCACAACCGGCAUUUCUAGCUUUGUCGUCACUGCGCGACUACGAUGUCAAAUUGCCUAAUUUCACAUUUUAUGGAGGACGUAAACAUUCUUCCUGAACUUGUAUAAGACGCUUAGUUAGGAAUUCAACUCCAGGAGAGUUCGCAUGCACUUUACAAAAUAAGUGAGUUGGAAUAAUCGCGAUGAAGAUUGAAAAAACGCGAAUUCAAUUUUUAAGCAACGCGUUGGCUGCCGCCGCGGUCCUCGCAUCUUCAGUUCCUUACUAGGCAAAGGUGUCCAGAGAACUGACAAAUGGAUUUUCGAGAAUUUUCAGACUUAUAACACAAGUUGAAGUUACUUUGCUUUAUCAGCACACUAAUUAAAUAUACUCCACCUCGUAGGGUAUUAUGUAAUUAUUGAACUGACCAAGAGCCAAAUUAAUAAAAAAUGACAUCAUUUCAAAGCAAAGCUGGGCGUUCUGCAAAUAUCGAAACUAAAACAAACAAUAUAAAAUCUGAAAGUAAAAUUAGCCGGUCCCGGAGCAUAAAUUAAAUUUCAAAAUAUUUAUAGCAUAACCAUGGAGACCAUUAGUCUGCUACACGGCUGUGUAGCAGACUAGGGGACCGUACACCCGCAUUAUGUUCAGUUUUUCCAAUAAUACUUUCUAGAUACUUUUAGAAAAACAUAAUAGCAUCAUGACAGCUCAUUGUAUAGCCUGCGAACCGCAGACGCAGCACUGUUGUUCUAUAAAUGUGCCGUCACUUUCAUCACCGCCUUUAAUCACUAAGAUUUUAUCCUUCAAGAACGAGCUAGCAAAGGAAAGUUUUCUAGUGUCCAAAGGGAGGCUAUAAACACGAACCGCCAAUGCCCUUUUCGCUAGUCAAAGCAACGUGAAACAAUUUCUUUUAUUUGUGUUGCCUUAAGCCCUUUUUCUUGUUUACUUUCUGUGCUAGAUUAAACUCCGUUUGAUCUUCAAUAAGAUAAAUAUGAAAAGUGAGUUUUUGCGGUUAAAGCAAAGUUGGCUCCGGGUCUAUUAUAGCAAUCUCGAGACGAUCUCGACUCAUACCAUACCGAACCAUAGCUUACAUUAUGCCUUUUUGGCAGCAAUUUUAUAAUUUAUUUCAUUCAUUUUACAUAAUCGAAUGUUCCUUUUUCGGGAUCAAAGGCCUCUGGGAAGGUAGCAUGAGGCGCUGUUUUUAUCAUACAGCCAUCAUUGAAUUUGAUGCGGCUCAGAAAGUAGGUGUCCGAACAGGACCUUUGGACGCGCAACACCUAAGAGCUUGUAAUAAAAUUCUUUUCAACGUGCAUGAGAUAAACAGGUGAAGGGGGACAGGGGGUGGGAACCCGGGAGAAUAGAGGGCGCGAGGGAGACGGGAGUCGGGAGAGGAUGGAGCGGGAGGUGGGAGUUACUGUAAAGAGGAGAGUGGGAAGCGCGAGAGAAAUGCAAAAUCAGUAAAAUGCUCCCUUCAUUCAUUAAUGCGUUAGAAUAUUAUCAAAAAUCGUCCUCCGACAAUAUCGACAAUUUUUUUUAUACUACGUGUUUGGGCUAAACUUGUAAAAUUGUACACCUUUUAUCAGUGGUCGUCUUAUAUGUCGCGCACGAAGAGUUUAUCGGUUUUACGUUCAAUACGUGUGACAUAUGUAAGUGUUUUGUGAGUUGUCAUAAGUCUCAAAAGACCAGUGAGCAAGGGAAGGAAGCACACUGCUUUGAAGUUUAGUACAAUGGAUUUCAACUGAGUCUGUCACCAAAUAUAAUUUUAGAAGGUCUUAGUAUUUUCGAUGCGGAGGGGAAAAUCAGUGCAUAGACUGCAUUGAGUGCGGCCUCCUCGGCACAUGGGAGUCUUUUAGGAACUUCAAAUCCUACCGAUUUAGGUAAACCAGGCAUGCUAAAAAGUAGACUAAUGGAAGGAAUAAUGGACCAUAAAAGAGAUGUAUCCACGAUUAGGCGCCAGGAAUUGGACAGGGCAUACUAAACUAAUAAAUUUUAACUUCAACUUGAGCAUGUUCUACUAAUCCUCACGAGCCUAUGUACCCGGCGUGGUCAAUCCGUGAACGAAACCGAACCAAAACUUGUACGAUUGGUUCGGUAAUCGAAAAUAUCGAACUAGAACUUUUUGGUGAGUUCGAUUGCCGAACUGAAUCGACGCGAUUACUUCGAUUUUGUUCGGCAGAAAGACAAAACGCAUCCAGAAUCGGAAAUAUCGCCCUCUACUGUGUAUGUAAAGCAGUUUGAAAUAAACAAAUAUUUAAAUUAACCCCGAAUUAACUAAAAUCGUUGUUGUUAAAGUGAUUCAAAAUAGAUAAAUUCACAAUUAAUACUGGGAAACAUGAACGGCACAGUAAAACAAUGUAAAACUUCUUUCCCAGAGCAAUACCGACCAGGGAUAUUCUUAGGAUGCAAGAAAAGUCAAACCUUCCUCGAUAAAGUUUCGAUUAAAAAAGGGCACCGUUACUGCAUGGAUCUGAACGCACGCAACGGUGUAAAGCAUAUACAAAAUAGUCAUUACUAGCGCUACCAGGUCAUUACCUCAAAGUAAAUAUCUAUUUAAAAAAAACUACAAGCGGCGUUUGUAAAAGCUGUUGCACAACAGAAGCAACAAGAACCACAGUUCACCCAAACUCACUACAGGAACGCGGACGUGACUCUUGCUAGCCUGCAGGGCAGGCGUAGUUUGGGUGGGCGAAACCUUGUUCGUGUUCGUAAUGUUGCUGUAGCCGCCAUCUUUGAUUUUAUGACAGUAGAAGAUUGGGGAGAGUAGAAAUAGUAACCCUCAACCCUUACGGUAGGUUGACUCGCCCCAUUUCCUCCUCUCUUCGGGAAGUUUCAACAAGGCGCUUUCGCGAGCAAAUUGAAAGAAAACGCGGGCGGUGUUGUGUUACAAACGGUUAUUUACAAAGGCUUGUAUGGGAUGUAAACGGUUUUUCUUAAAAGAGAGAAAAAAUGUUAUGUUUUUAAAUAAAAUCGACUUAUCUUAGUGCCUUGUUGUAUUCUUUGUUGUUUGCCCGUGUCUCAGGCCGUUUUGAAGCGUUUUCGGCGAGUUAGCGCUAGUUUGGUGUUUAACUGCUAAGAGAAAGACAAGGCCGAACAGUGAUUUCCGGAGUGUCCGUCGCUCGAGGCGAAUAAUUGCGCUGGAAAUUACCCCCGGCCUCAAUUCCUCCAGAAAUCAAAGCAGUGAUGUUGCAGUUCCAUGUCCAUUCACUCGAUUCGCAAUUUCUCCCACAGAUAGUUCACUAACGAUUCUUUUAUCUCUUGCUCGAUCGGCUUCCGAAUUUCGAACUACUGUAGGCUCUUCCAAACUGCCGUGGUACCCGUUCACCGAUCGCAUAUUAUAUCGGGUAACUAAAAUAAGCCCGGCGAGGGUAGCCAGCUUCCUGCAGUCGACAAACAAAUCCGUUACCUCCUCGGGUCCCCUCGAGAGGUUUUGUCAAGACCGCAUUGUUUAUAUGUCGCUGGCUACCCUCGCCGGGCUUAUUUUAGUUAGCCGACAUACUAUACAUUUCUAUUGUUUCCCUCCAUCACCACCACCACAUUUGUAUUGUUUUUCCUCCUCCACCACCAUCACAAUUUUAUUGUUUUUCCUCCUCCACCACUACCUCCUCCUUUUGUUUUCCUACCAGACAGGCCAAAAAGGCGAAACUCAGGCCAAAAUAGCUAAAAUCAGGUGGUGGAAAAACAAUAGUAAUGUGAUGAAGGUGAUCAGAGGGAAACAACAGAAAUGUGGUGGUAGUGGUGUUGGAGGAAAAGCAACAGAAAUGUGGUGGCGGUGGUGGAGGAGAGAAACAAUAGAAAUGUGGUGGCGGUGGUGGAGGAGAGAAACAAUAGAAAUGUGGUGGCGGUGGUGGAGGAGAGAAACAAUAGAAAUGUGGUGGCGGUGAUGGAGGAGCGAAACAAUAGAAAUGUGGUGGCGGUGGUGGAGGAGAGAAACAAUAGAAAUGUGGUGGCGGUGGUGGAGGGAAACAAUAGAAAUGUGGUGGCGGUGGUGGAGGAGGGAAACAAUAGAAAUGUGGUGGCGGUGGUGGAGGAGGGAAACAAUAGAAAUGUGGUGGCGGUGGUGGAGGAGGGAAACAAUAGAAAUGUGGUGGUGGUGGUGGUAUAUAGUUUCACUAUUUUAAUACGAAGGGUAGGGUCGAUGUUGGGUAGAUGUGGGGUCGAUGUGGUCGUGGAUAGAAAAUAUAUAUAACAAAAUGAGGAGGAGGAGGAGGGAGAAUAAUAAAAUUGAGGGAAAAUAUUAGAAUUGUGAAGGAGGGAAUAAAAAAAUUGAGGGAAAAUAAUAAAUUGUGGAGGAGGGAACAAAAAAUUGUGGAGGGAAACGUAGUAAAGAAAGAUAGCUUGCUUUGUUUGACUUUUUUAAUAGAUUCCUUUCAAAUCGCUGUGUACUUGACUCUUUUUGUCAUUGGUUUUUAAUAAAGUUUUUUAAAACGGUAUCUCGUGUCUGAUUUUAUUGCCAGCAAUUAUUAGUCACGUGUUUAAUCAAUUGAUCCUUUUUAAGUUAUUAAUUGUUUCAUCAUGAAUGCAGUAAUACGUCAAGAUGUUCCCUCGGGGUUUUUCCUGUAGAGCUAAUUUGAUCUAAUUUGUAUUCAACUUUGGGCUUAAGAACUCGCAUCAUUAACUGACAAACGGUGCGUGAAUUUGCAAAACUUUAAUAGUUUUUCAUUUCCUCCAGAUAGAACGGAGAAAACGGUUUUGUAAUAGUCAGACAAAAUUGAAAUAGAGAGUUUUCAGCUCCACUUUGUGUAUAUGUGUGUGUGUUUUGUUUAUAUAUAACCGAUAUAAUAUAUUUAGCGCUAAAUAGGUGGUUUUCACGUUACGUCAUCGCCGCUAUGCUGGUGGACGGUAAACAAAAGAUCGCUCAUUAGCUCGCUUUGUUUGUCCACCAGCAUUUGUUCAUUUCACCAUUGUUAUUUGUGUAUCCUGAGAUUGCAUGAAAACCACCUAUAAGAAGACAUAAGCUAAAUUAAAAAAUCCGAUUUUGAGCGCUCAAUAAGAUAAGGUAGUAAGCCGUUUCUCGCGUUGCUAGGUGAUCGCUUCUUUUAUUCCUACUUAUCUUUCCGACAUAGACGGUCCGACAAACCGAGCUCAAGUUACUUAACGGGCAAGCCUAGGCAAGCCUAUUGUGACUAUUGUAUAAGGAAGACUCUCAUUGGUAAACCUUUCCACUUAAUUAUACUUGUAUAUGGUGGAAGGGACUUUUUCUCUAGGUUAUAACAAUAGGCGACGUCAGACUGACUCGACCCUUAUGCAAAUCAAUGAUUUACCUCGACCAUAUCUCGACACUAACGAGGCUUAAUUUUGGUGAAGCAUGACUACUAAGAACCUAUUUAAGAACCUACAUAGCCUAAACGUAUGCUAACUACCAUUUAUAUAAGAACCUGUUUAGGCUAACGUGGGAAAAUCCAGGUCCUUAGUCGCGGGGUUUACUGUAUUUGUUUUAAACACGCCAAUCAUUCCCAUACCCAAACACUUGAGUGGUUGAGCCCACGGGGUUUUUCCCAGGGACUUCACCUGGUGGAGCUUUAAAUAUUCAAUGAAUUUUACCGUCUGCAGAACUGAACAGUUUAUUCGACGUCAAGGUAUAGAUGCCGCAGGUGACAUUAAUCGGUUACUAAUAGUGAGGACGUAAGUUGAAAUUUCGUUGAUUUUUUAGUUUAUAGAGACAGACGGCGCAUCCAUUCGAGAUCUCUUAUCUGUAAAUGUAUGACAAUGUCUCUAACGGACACCUUCUUGGCCCCUGCAUUUCUCAGUACAGUCAUUAUCUUUGAGUCCCUAAAGGAGAAGGUCAUCUCCCUCUAAGACGUGGUAAGCCCAUCGCAACGCGCUAUCCCCAACGGUGUUCGUCAGAGAGAGAGAGAAAGUCGACAGAUGAAUUCUCAGAAAAUGACCGCUCCAAAUAAUUUCUCUUAACUUCAUGGCACACUGAAUCCAGUCCUUUCAGUAAAAUGUUCUGUCAUUUCUGAAACCUACUUGUAGGUCCUUGAAAGCGGGAAAAUAACAUCAUCAGACUUCUUACUUCUAACGGAAAACAUAAGAACAUAAAGGCUUCUUGUUCUCUUAUGGAAAUCUAGUAGCAUUUAUUUCAACACGAUUAAAAAUUCAACAAAGCUGAUGUGGUCGUAUGCACAAUAAGACUAAUAUAAGAAUUCUACAUAAUUCUAUUUACAACAAUAAUAAAACAAUUCUACACAGUACAUCAUCAUAAUAUAUGUGGCUUAAAAACACACUCGAAUGACUUUUUAACAGCGUCAAUGAAUUGAUCUCAUUUGGCGGUUUUCUGGGGCAUUGCACAGAAUAGUUGACUUGUAUGAGCAUGAUUUCUUAAUAAUAAUGGUGGAUCCCGGAAGUGCGAGCAGUGCAUAAACUCUGAUACAUCGUAUCCAUGGAGACCUUUCAGCUACGGCUAGGAAGAAAAUACGCUCGUAUGCCUUAUAUUUUAAUCGUGUCCUUUUCGCCUCGCCCCGUAAAUCAAAUACUAUGAAUUUCAACUAGAUAAGGCAAAGAAUUUAAUCGUACGUUAGGGUAAACCAUUCUGAUUAGUGUAAGUGUUAUGCAAUCGGUGAGUUGCUAUAUUGUCCUUAAUAUGCACACGAAGUUUCGGGAAAAUAAUCUCCUUCAUCUGUUCCACAUAGUAUAGUACUAUGUAGGAAAGAUGAACGAAGGAGGCUUCGCAACUACGCGUUUGUGACAAACCUUUCGGCACAGACCGAAGAUGAGAAGUGUAGUUUAUUCAGUGCCUUGCAAUCAGUUCGGGCCACAACCAGAACUGGAUAUAUGAUUUCCUGUCAUCUGAUUGGCCUACGCAAAACCAAACCAUUGCUUAAACCACAAAAGGACAAACUAAGGCCGAGAGAAAUGGCGGAGAUGUCGAGUCGAAAGCCGUUCUCCAAAGAUACUCAUGAUAUGAUGGAAUCCUUCCGAACUAUCGAUCUCUCGACUUUGAGAACUUGCGGAAAAUUCCAUCGAAAAGUCGUUUUCUUUUCUUUUCUUUACUUGAAUUACGUGACACAUAGAAACUCGCGAACUAUGAGCUUUAAUCAGCAAAUUUGUUUACGACUUCUUCGCACGAUGUAGGCCACCUGAUCUUCUCAAUUCGGGAGAGCCGAGAAAAGUGAACGCUACCAGUUAUAGCGUGCAUAUAUACCCAGGCCGUGGUGAAUGGUAAAAUCCGAGACUCGCCGAGACGCCGAGAUCCUAGUUAGAAAUCCGAGCACGAGACUCUUUGGUAAAAACAGGGGCACCCAACGACAAUUUUCGGAAAAAUAUCUGUUGGGAAGACGAUUUGAGAUCUAGAAUUUUCGGAACAUUUGUUGUAAAUUUCUUGCUUCCCUGCCUCUCCUAGGAUUUUCGACCAUCUAAAAAAUGGUAGAAUUGCCUAUUUUUAACGGAUUUUUACCCUAAAAAGGUCACCUAGAAUUUUCGGAAGCCAUUUUUCUGGCUGAAAUUUUCGUAAAAUUAAUUUUUGAUCCCUAUAAUUUUCGGAUCACUAGACUUUCAGCUAAGAAAACAAACAAUAUAAAACUGAAAGUAAAAUUAGCCGGUACCGGAACUUAAAUUAAAUUUCAAAAUAUUUAUAGCAUAACCAUGGAGACCGUUAGUGAGCUACACAGCCGUUUUUAGUGUCGUCACGCAACGCUCCUCCCCACUAAGUGGGGAGGAGCGUUGCGUGACAACACUAAAAACGGCUUUGUAGCAGACUAGGAGACGUUACACCCGCAUUAUAUUCAGUUUUUCCAAUAAUACUUUCUAGACAUUUUUAGAAAAAAAUAAUAGCAUUAUGACAGCUCAUGAUCUAGCCUGCGAGCCGCAGACGUAUUUCCGGCCGUCGCUACAUAGGUAUAUAUGUCGCUGUGAAGGGUAUGGUUUUCAAGCAGUUUACUCCAGGAUAGGGUAUAUAAAUCAGAGCGUUUGAGUCUAGAAUAGGGUAUCACAUCAGUUGGUUGAAGAUUUUAUCUAGACUAGGAGUUUACUCUAGUAUAGGGUAGCAAAAUUCAGCUGAACUAGCUCUGGUAUAGGUUAAGGGUUCCAGGGUCCCAGCGGCACAUCCCCACCCAGAAAUUCCUUAAGUACCCCCUCCCCCGGGCUUCUCUUUCUUCCCUCUCGGCGGGUGAAACUAGAGCCAAAAACCGGAUGCUCUCGCAAUAGCCUGAGUAUCAGGCCUUCCUAAGGGGCUAGCGGAGAGGAGAUUACAAAUACAAACAACAAAGAUCGGUUGAAGUGUGGACUGUCUCAUUUUAUUCCUUCACUGUUUCAAGGGUUGUAUUCGGUGUCCAGUUCCUGAAUUCGCAUUUAACACAGCCUUUUUUUUCCAAGGCGGAUGCAAACGAAGACAUUGAUCAUUGAAAGUGUAGUCAGGAUAUUCCUAAUCAAUUUACCCACAGGUAGCGCAAGCUCGAAAUAUGAGCAUCGGCAAGCAUCGGCAUCAGGGGGUUGUGUAACAGUCGAUAUAUAAGGAUUUGUGUGGGGAGAAAACCUAUCGUUUCUGUAACCUACGAAAAUGAAAGGAUUUCAAUAACAAAGUGUGUGCAUGUAUGCAAUCGUUGAAGUUGCCUGAUGAGUGUGGUCCUACAAUUUCGGACCUUACGAAACAGCAUUGUCCGCCGCAAAAAACGAUCAAUGAUUAUUACAGAAGCCUGAACUCCUGUGAUGAUUAAUAGUCAAUGCUCUGAAUGCUCUUCAAUUAAAUGAACUGAGCGCUCUACAAAAUACGUUCUACCCAGAAUACAAGUAUGUGUGCAUUUAUUUAUGUAUGGAAAGUAUGUAUGUAUGUGUGUAUGUCUGCCUAUGUAUGUAUGUAACGGUGUUCUCUCUCUACACCCUUUUUUUUUAUAAGAAUAUAUUUUAUAAGAAUAUCGAGGCUGAAAUUUGCGAAAUAUUAACAAUAUUUUAAGAAUAAAGCCAAGGCUAAGAUUUUGAAAAGGAUAGAUAUAAUUUUGUGUGUUGAAUCAUCUGUAAAUACAAUACAAUUUUAUGUUUUUAACUUAACCGUAUAAAAUUAUUCCUUUCUCUGAACGGCGAAACUAGCCAACAAAACGAAAAAACCUGCACUAGCUAUAGCAAAAUGUUCAACGCUAAUGACAGUUCGAUGAACGGUACAUGUAAUAUAUAUACAAGUAACGCGGCCCGACGGAUCCACCGAAGCAAAACGGCCAUAAAUUCGCUCUGGGACAGCGGCUCUGAUCGGCUCCAAAUUCCGCCUAGGUAACACACGAUAGUUCUGCUUUCCCGCAGGAUUUGUUUUUUCUUUAAACAUAUUUUCGUUUUUUCACAGACUUAAAGUAUACCGGUAGACUAAUUGCAGGUUCAUUAUCAGCUUUUCAUUUCUAAAAUAAUUAAUCCACAAGUUAGCCAUAGGCACCCUUUGACUUCUAUUUUGUAGUAAACGUACUCCCUCUGCGCUAGUACAAAGAAAUCAAAUGUACUGUUCUUUUAAGAUCGCUCAAACUUUCACUUUUGUGUUGGCUGCCCUACGCAGCCUAAUGACGAUGAUGAUCUAAUGAUAAGGAUGGCGGUAACGAUGAUGAUGAUCACUAUGAAUGUGGAUGCGGAUGGUCAUUGGUUUUAAUUGGUUUACGUUGGCAUGUGCUUAGACUGAAGCGAACAUUUACACCGUCUUAUGUUAGUUUUUAAAAAAUUAGAGGAAGAAAAUUAAUAAGUGUGAUAUCCUUCACUGAAGAAACGUUCACGGUUGGAAAAUAUUUUAGCCAUCUUUAGAGCCAAUUAUGAAACGUUUACAUGAAUAUUUUAAUUUGUACUCAACAUAUAUACUCUAAUCAUAAAUACUCAUAUUUACUCUAUACAUUAAGGCAAAUUUUCUGUACUUAAAUUUCAACUUUCAAUUCCAGUGCUUUGGUGAAACAUGCGCCGAAGUAUUUCAGACGUCAAAGAAUGGGUGACGACAUUUCAGGAAAUUUGGAAGUUAGGUCAGGAGAUCAUUCGCACAGCCUCUUCGAGGAAGAAUUAUGCCUCAAGGAUCCCAACGCGUAUUGCAUAUUUUGCACGAGAGGAAGAAGCAGAAAUGAGGGAGAAGCUGAAGAUUCUUUGCAAAGGAAGAAAUUCCAACAGCGUUGUAAAGACUCUAUUACUACAUGGACCAUCCGGAUACGGAAAACAUUAUUCAGCUGCAAAAGUAAUGGACACAAUUUGCACAUCGCGAAUAACAAAUUCCUUCGUGUCACGAGCUCACCAAGGUAAAACAAAAUUUUUCCUACAAAAACCGGCGAUACGGUGGACUUUAAAUGCGACAAACACAAGAACCCUAUUUGAGAGUUACUCCAGUCUGGCGAAAGAAAUUGGAUUGAUCGACGAAGCCAAAGCUGCCUAUUGGGAGCUCCUACUUCACAGUAGGACAUCUGAAGGAAGGCAAUAUCAAAUGUACCUACACGAUCGUUGUGAAAAAGACGCUUAUGACGAAGCUUUGGAACAAAUUUACGAAAGAGUUAUGAGGGCACUGGGACAAAACGAUUCGUGGGUGAUUUUGAUCGAAGGAUCCUCCGAAAAGGUGGCUUCUCUUAGAAGGUUUUGGCCUCAACCUGGUGACAGCGGGUUCGGAAAUGGUCUAGUCAUAAUGACAACUGGUGAUAAUAACAACUCAAAACUUCUGUUUGGAGAUGAAGAUGACUCUGUACUGCAGAAAGUGUACAUUGGAAAAAUGACAAACCACGAUGCAAUUCAGUUUCUUCAAAGCAAAACGGACAUGAAAGCAACUGGAAUUGACACAAAGUAUGCUAAAGACAUAGCUGUCGACAUGCUGAAGUGCAAUCCCCAAGACAUAGCAAAGUGAGCCAGUAAAGGAUAAUCAAAAUUAUUUACGUUUUAAGCAACACUAGGACCUUAAGUAGAGAACUUCAUAUACAUUGUACCCACCCUUGAAGAGUCUGCCAUGUAAUAGCUACUCUGGAGGAAAAAAAUUGAUAACCCUGGAUGACCCAGCUUAGAUGUUUUAUCUUUGAUUCCUCUGUAGAAAGAUAUGAUAGUACACAUUAUUUUUUCCCUCACUCCAAAGUUAUUCUCAUCCAUUCAAUUUCCAAAGGCUGUAUAAGGCAAGGAUAGAUUCUCUAAAUUUAUCUUACUGUUUUGUUUUUCUUGACUUUAGGUUUGGAAAAUUUGUGAAAAACUACAAGGAAGAGACCAAAAGGAACCUUACUUACAAAGAUUUAGCUGGGACGGAAACAGAAACUCCUAAUGAGUGCAUGUUGCUCCUCGAAAUGACUCGUAAAAAUCAAGAAAAGGUACUUGCCAACAAUUGAAGAGAAGAGAGUAGUGUCAAUUAAAUUAAUAGUUAAUGAAUAAGGCUGAGUAUCGUAUGAAGAAUUAUGGAGAUCGAGGAGGAUAACACCCUCCUAGAUCUCCAUAAUUCUUCACAUGAUACGAAAGCCGAAUUCAAUAAUAGUUUUGUUAUUCAUUCAAAAUAAUUUCUGGUUUUAUAAAAACAUAGUCAAAACAUGCUUACCUCCAUCGAUGUUAUUUAAGUUCAUCUUUGGUAGUGCACGUUUAGGCGGGUUGUUCAGCUCCGCAAAUAUUCUCCAAUUAGCAGCUGUCGCCCUUCGAGUUGUCUUCUUGCUGUUCUUGCCAUGUUUUUAGCUAUUAUUUCGCCUUGUUCUUACUCUUGAAACCAGUGAAAUGUCCGCCAUUUUUGUUUUCACAACCAUAAUAACUCAACCUCGUCCCCAGGUCUUCUCGGCCAACUGUGCAUUAACCUUCAAGGAAGCAGCACGUUUGACGUCAUCGGUUGAUUAAUCGCAAAAUUCUUCCAAAUUGAGACUGACACGAUAUAAUAAUUACCGAUCCGCCUUGCCUUCAAUUUUAAGUGUCAUCAGUUCUCUAUUGCAGAUCCUGAUCUACACAAAGAUCAGGCUUUCCCGCUUGUCCAUGUGUUAGUGGUCCGGGCAAGAAUUGUUCGCCGCAGGAGCCGAUCGCCGAUAUAACAAUCCGAACAGCAUUCAGCGGCAAUAGAGACUAUCUAGAUCUUAAUUUUUCAAUUUUCACCGCCGGAAUGCAUGCUGACGGUAAAAGUCCUGCAACGGGCGUCUGUUGCCGUCUUUGAAUCCUCUCAUGUACCUAAACAGAUUCGCGGGCAGAAAGCUAUUUAGCGGAUACUGUCGACGCCCCCCAGCUGUGUAUGAAAAUAAGGCUUUGAUUGAGUUGAGGAUCCCGAUCCGGGAUUUCCCUCAUUUAAAGCUCGGGAUUCGGGAUUUUAAAGCAAAAUCGUGAGAGACUCGGGAUUGAAAGUGUGCGCGCGAGUUAGAAUGCCCAAAAUAACCCACGGGAUUACGGGAUUGCACGAAAUUUUGGGUUGGGAUUACGGGAUUGAAAAACCCUAUUGGGGACCCUCUGAGUUUUGUGACUUGAAGUUUCCUGAUAAACGGUCUCAGCAUCAUGUUAUCAAGCAUAAGAGCAAAAAAUCAAACGGUUUAGAAUAACCCUGUGAGUUUCUGCUAAGUGGUAAUGUUCAUCAGUCCCCAUAACUAAUUCCCUCAAACAUUUCGACCCAUGAACGUGAUGAAGUCGAAAACGGUCGGUAAACCAGAUCUCGUUCGUCUUUACCGGUGCAUUUUGAAUCGUUUCAUUGCGGUAGGGGAAGAAAAAAAUGAAUGGUGAAGCCUACGAGCAAGCCCACUUGUGCGAAUGCGGGGAAAAUAUUGGAGACGGAACCUCCAUCGCGCGUUUCCUCGCGGUUAAAGAAUCACUAGGCAUGUUGGAUUGGAUAGGAAAGGCACCUUGCAUAGGACUUUUGAGUCCUGUUCAUUUCGUCCCCUCUGGGUUGGGCUGUGCUCAGAAAAUUAAAGCUGGUAACGAAGUUAAAACGUGGUAAAACAAAAUGCUGGGUCUUUGAGGAUGUCACAACAUUUGACCUGGAGCCCGAUGUUGAUAGGGUUGUUGAUAGGGGUGUCAGAUGGUUCCUUCCUCGACUCUCAACAAAAGUUGAAAAACUAACUUAACAUUCAGAUCCUUUGACUAAACCUUGACAGGUGCCAAAAUAAGAUCCACUUUUCCAUCCAAACUAUGAAAACAAAGAUUUUCACUAGCUUCAUUUUGUUCACGACGAGUUUUAGAAUCUAUUUUGACCGCGGUAGUAAAAUGGAGUCAGCGUUUCCAAAUCGGCUCCAGAGUAGCUCGAAAAGUCGUUUGAAAUGUGACGAAAAUUUGGAGUAGUAAAUCUUACAUUUCGGUUUGGACAAACAAACGAAAUACGAGUAUAGAAGCGGCUAACUCAAUAUACUUGUAUUUAAUGACAGUCACAAAAACAAAACUUGUUUUUCUAUCUUUUGGCAGAUUUUGAAAUUUUUGGCUUGCUGUUCGGUUGAAUCCGGCUAUUUGCCUUUACACUGUCUAGAGAGCUGUUUUAAAGAGGCCACAGAGACUGUAAAACAAAGCAACUUUGUGGAUGUUCUUGAACGCGACGGAGUAAAAGUAGUGACGAUGCAUGAGAGGGAUCAUAAGACACUGAGGGACUUACUGACCGGUCGAAAACUAUCAACAUGCGGUAAGAAAGGAAAAGGGGGUACUAUUUUGGGAGAAGUUUGUUAAGUUAUUGUAGCAAAUUUGAAAAUAAAUUCAUUUAAGGUCCUUUCCAAUUUUAAUGUAUAUAGAAAUAUUAUUGUCUUUCAACUAUAGUCCCCUCAUAUUUAGCAUUUAGCACUCUUUUAGUAGCCUAUGCAAGGGAGCACCAACUGUCGCAAGGUUUUCAAUUUUCUUCCUGCUCUUCUCCAACAGCUCGGUUGAGCUUGAAUGGUCUUUUGAGUUUGCCAUCCAGCUUUCACGGAUAUUUCUAGAAUAAUUUGAGACCUGAAAACACCUAAAACGAGGGAGUACCUAGGAUUUCCUCUUUUUUUCCGGCGCAGUCGAUUUCGUUGGAAUCUGUGUCUGCGAAUGGAUGCAGGUGAGCAUUCUCAUGUCCUUCGAUCCGUGCAUCAGAUUAGUGAUUAGCUGCUUGUGAUUCCGAGCCUGCUGAGGAUUUUUGUCCUGGUCCUGUAUUUUCCUUGUAGUCUUAUACAUAUUUCCUGAUCGCCAGGUAUGAUGUAUAUUUGAGGGGCUGACAGGGACCGCGGAGACCAUUUUAAGCUGGCCAAUAUAAAGAAACAUUCAGGCUAGGUCGGUGUUUCGCCAUUUAUCUUGCAUUUGCGCGCCACCUCAACAAAUAUAAGAAAAACGUCCACACGUGUUGUACUAUCCAAUAUAGCCAAUAUGUUACAUAAAACUCCUGAGGUUGCUACUUUUUGAAGUUGCCCGAAGUGCCGAAGCUUCUCUUGCGAUUCUUAAUGCGGAAAACAAACUCCUGUGUAGUUGUUAUAGAGACACUGUUCUAGGCUUGUGACCAUUCGGCACUGCUAGAUCACCCAUCCUGGGUAGAAGCCACGUCUUUAGAUGCCGUGCAGAUGAGAAUGAACGCUCGCCAGCAGUGCUGGUUGCAGGAUUUGCUGGAGGCAGCUUACAGAUAGUUUGGGCUUCCUGAAUUAGCUUCUCUUCUGGUUUUGGAAACUUUGACACCGCCUUCAGGAUUUUGUCAAAACAUGCUAUCUUCUCCUAUAACAUAACUUCCAAAAUACUUAGUUGAAUGCCCGGGUAGCGCGCCUGUAUCAACAUCUUCUCCGUAUGAUGCUUCAAGAAACUUGAACUCUGCCUUAUAGUCGUCAUCACCAUUAACAGCUUUAACCAAGAAGGUGUCCAUCUGGGCGUAGGAGCUGAAGCUUUCCUGAUAGAUAGGACUGACGAUAACAUCAAUAGCCUCAUAAUAGACCCUUCUAAAGUGAUCUUUGGCAGUUUGGGGGUAGCUUGGUGUGCCAGCACCAACCUCUAAUCUGGCCGAAGUGCAUCGCUUUCUUGGAAGCGUUGGUUUACCAAGCAGGCCUUCGCUCUUGCGGGAAAUAUUAGCAUAGAAAUGGUCAAAGCUCUGAUCACUGGGCAUUUUUGUGAGCGUCUCCUUUGUUAGACUUGCCACCUGAAGAUCCUUAGAUAGAUUAUCGGUGUGGGAAUGAAGCUGCCCUUCAAAAUGCAAACCAAAGAAAAAGUCAAAUUGCUCCAUUUAGGUCUUACAUCCUAUUAUCCUUGCACGCACAUCGGGUUGUAAUCGUUCGGACGAGCAAACAUCCCACUCUUUCAUAUUAAAGAACUGCAUAGUUCUCAAGAAUUAGUCGAAAACAACUGGCUCUCACCGUCCACCUUUAAGGGAAAAGUACAAUAAUUCCACGAAAACUUUUUCCAUGUCAACUGGAGCCCCAGAAAAUAAAUCCCAGCAAAAAAGUGGUAGGGCUAUAGCCCUACCAGCCCCUCCCCCUCCGCGGUCCCUGGCUGAAUGAUGGUCAAUGGUCGAUUACCGAAGAACUAAUUUACCUGAUUGUCAUGUUCCCUCUCGUCCCUUAUUGAGCAUAACUAUUAUGUAAUUUUCUUACUCGCUGACUUCUUGAGCAUUUAACUUUCCUAUUUGACACAAAAAUUAACAAAAAAAAAGACAAAAACAACAAUCUUUUUUUCUACACCCGUUGUGAUUUUAUGUUGUGUUUCAAAAUUUCAGGGGAAAACUGGUCUGGCUUUUUUUGGCAGCUCGUGAACCAAUGGAUUCCAAAUGGAGACAAGACAAUCAAGAUUAUCCCACCGACAUUGACACCAAGUGAUGUCCUUCAGGCAAUCAAAUGCCUAAGCAGCAAUUUUAAAGAUGUCCUGCAACAGAGCAGAGAUCAGGACUUCAUUAUGUUACCCAAAAUAUUACCACAUUUAAAAGAGGCAGUGGAGGUAACUAACAGACUCAUCAUUUACUCUUAAUAAAUCUUUCUAAGACCUUCCAAAGAUUGCCACAAUUACUUCCGAAUAAAUUAUUGUCUUAAAACUAAGGCAUGGAGGGUAGAAACGAGUAGAAACUGCCCUGGUGGAAACUUCUAACAAUUCAAGAGGCGUAACCCAAGGAAAUGUUAUUUUAGUCUUGUAGGGUGGAACCCUGUUAGUACGGUCACCAGUGGGUCAAAAAAAUUUGGCCAUAUUGACGGGGUGGCCGUAUUACCGGGGCAGGGUCAAAUUUCAUGAAUUAAGGGCUGUUAUGACAAAUACAGGUAGGACUUUUCCACGGGUGGCGUUUGACAGGUGACGGGUGGCGGGUGGCGGGUGACCGGAAUAUAUAUAUAAAAAACCUCAAGAAAGGAUAUGUCCAAUUUGUAAAGAAGAAAUAUCAUGAAAAUGGUAAAGCUACAUAAAAUUACCGGAAACGCUAAUGGGAGUUAGCGGAAGCCCACCAAUAUACUUGUUUUACUGUCUUAAUCUACUAGCUGAGUUUGACUAAUAAGCUGUACUCAUCAACUCUGAAAAAUUGGACUCCUGAAGACCACACGGAUUAAAGAAAAAACGAGAAAUCCGAGACUCCGAGACACGUCGGCAAAAAAAUUGAGACUCCAAGACGGAAAAAUCACUCGAAAACGAGACUUCGAGACCCAUCAAUAACGCUUCCGAGAUUUGGAGAUGGGACAAAAUUUUCCGAUAGCCACAUUUUUCGAGGAACCAUUUUUUUCCCCUAGAAAAGAAACGUUCUAUUCAAUUACUUGAAAAACGAGUAUCUAAUAUAUAACAGGCAAGAAUCAUUUCCAGUUUAUCAAAUGAAAUGUUCAUGUUUCUCAUAAAUUGUCUACUUCAGGCUACGCAUACUUACGCGGACUACUUUUCCCAAGACUUUAUUUUCGCAAAUAUGGAAAGUAUAAAACUGAGAAAUCAUGCCAAACGGUGUAGCCUGCGAAAACAAACGUCUUUCCUAGCUCCGUGCCGCAAGGCACGUUUCGCCAGGCUAGACACGGUCAAAUCGAAAUGGGAAAGAAAGACAUAUGGCAUUUGUCUGGUGAUAGACUGUUCACAGUCCCCGAGUUUUUCUUGAAGUCGUCGAGAUAUAGCGCGUCUUACCGUUAAUGGCGGCCAUCUUGAUAUUCAAAUGUACCGAGGGAGCGGGCGUCGGAGAUUAUAGCUUUAGGGGCAGGGGAGUUAGGGUUAGGGUUAGAUGCAAGAUGGCAGCCCGUAACGCAAAGCGCUCGAUCUUGACGAUCUUACGGAAAAAUAGAGGACUGUGAACGGCCUAGUCUGGUAACCUUAUCCAGAACUCGAAGUGAAUUCCCAGGAACAGGCUUCCAUGCCUUGUUAAAUAAGCGGGCGUGUGUUAAGAAAGACGUCAGACUUCUUAGUUAGGUAUGAGCUUCUGCAAAGUAAUUGCGAGAAAGACUACAUGGCAAGUCUAUUAUGGGGGGAGGGGUAUGGGGUAAGCUUCCCGGAGAGCAUCAUGUAAAGCGCUGAGAUAAGACAAAGUUAUUACGAUUCGCAGAGUCUGCAUCGUCUAAUAUCGUAUUAUAUUCUCGUUUCAUUUGGCUAAACGGAUCAAUCACCCUGAUCCCGGCUGAGACAGAAACGUACGAUAUUGUUCGCUUUUCUAAGGUGACGACUAAGUCUAAGUCAAAUGAAUUAGGUGAGAGCAAAAGUGCAGGUGAACUUUGACCCAGGCCAAGACGUCGUUUUUUUCUGGUGUGAAAACAAGGCCAGGGUGAUCCGCCGACCGUGUGACUCUACAUUCGGGAACUUGAAUAAGACGAAUGUAAGAGAAAAGUCCAGAGGUGUUUAUCUGGCAAUAGGCUGAGUUUUUCCUAGUUAUUCGAUGAUAUUUCGCUUAUGUUAAACGUGAGAAGAUUAUGCAUGGUUGUGAAUAGUCUUAUCAGUGCCGCGAAAGUGUGUGAUUGUGUGAUUUCCGCAUGGUGUUGACAGGUAUGUGAUCGCGUGGUUGAACUGAGCUUUCGCCAAAACAUUCUGUGCCAGCCAUUAAUAUUGUUUCGUCGGUGUUUAGCUUAGCUGAUUGUACCUUGGAAAAGCAGCUCUCGACUCAGGAAAAUUAGAUCUAGGUCUAGUUUCAGCAGGCUCUAAUGGCAUUGCACCAUAGGCCGGUUUUUGCAGACAAGAAGGUGAUAAUUUGUGCACACAUUCCGGGGCACACAUGUUUCAUUCAGUUUGUUGUCUAUUUCAUGCGGAAUCCUGUUGUUUAUCGGACCGCGAAAAAAGUAGUGUUUUGCUAACUAUUUAAGUUGUUAUGUAAGCCUUAACUAGGCACUCUUUCGCUGCAGUUCACUCAACUUAAAAAUUUCUGGGCUGAAAUGACACCGGUUUGAAACUUCACGAAGUCAGUUUACUGAAUAAAUGUUCUAAAAUUUGCGUCAUUUUAAAUUUGGACUCCGAGGGACCAUUAAUUAACUUACUGCCCGGCGUCAGUUAAAGGCUUUUAAUUGGCCUUUGAAUGAGUUUUGUUGUUUUAAGUUGCCAAGUAGUAGAAUGAGUUGAUAUUUUUGCUGACCCGGUUUUCAAAAAUCCAGGUAUAUAUAUAUCUGUCUGGAUUUCAUACAAGGUGCCUGUACUGAGUCUCUAGACGGUCAAGUCCAAGGAGCCAUUACUCACCCUCCCCACCCAUGAAGCUUAUGACAAGUCAAUCACUUCCCCCAAUCUCUGCUAGCUGUGUUAUGAUUAUGAGUCACCCCAUUGAUUUGGCUGGCCUAGCCCACUUUGCACUGCUUUCUGACAUAAAACUCUAGUCAAAGUGACAAAAUCUCCCCUCCCUACACCCCUGGUUUUCACACAAAACAAGGAAGCCACCCACCCACGGAUAGGUCUGGGCCUGGGCUCAGCUGACACCUAGCAGGACGGCAAGACCCCUGGUCUUUUUGCUGCUACACUGGCUUGAACACGGGCGAUGCCCGUGUUCAGGCGAAAACUUAGCAGGCACCUUUUAGCAAAAUCACACAGAUUACAUAUACAUAUGAAUGUGGUCCUUGGUCCGGCCAGCCCUAGGUCCGGCCGGUUUAACUUUGUGAUAUAAUUUUCGGGGAAAAAAAUAAGACUACAAUACAAACGAGUUUUUCGCAGUGUUUAUUGAUUUCUUUACCUUGUCAAGCUCGAUUCGAGGUUUUCCUGAUGCUAGUGAAGCGCUGGAAAAUCGAGUUAACGCGAACGUAGGUGAAGUUUGUUCUGUUAUUUGUGUCUUUUUAUGUCGCCUUAAUUAAAUUACUUGGGUAUGUUUUGAUUUCACGCAUGUGCGAUUAAUGUAUCGGUCAAAUCGAAGCUUCAACAUGCCCCCCCCCCCCCGGGCAACCCCCCGGGCGUUUGACUUUUUUGAAAAUUAUUGUUCAAAUUCCCCCCUACCCGGGCCAAAAUGCCGUUCAAAUGCCCCACACAAGGGUCCGUUCAGGUGAUCAAAUGCCCCCACCCCGGGGACAUUUCACAGGCACUAGGCUUUUGUACAUUAUGCUUUUGCUUCCCCACUAAAAUGCUCCACCUUCAUGCUCCAUUUUUCCCACUAAAAUGCUCGGUCUCCCCAAAAAAGUCACUAAAAUGCUCGGAUAAUGCUCAUUAUACAAACGGUUUUUUUAAUUAAUUUCAAAGUUUACACUUACAAAAACGUGAAAGUGUUGCAAGUAACAACGACAAUGUGCACAAGUUCAUAAAUACAGCCAAAAAAACAGCUGUAUUAGGUUUUUUGUGAAUUUUGAGUUUUAGUCUUCAUUUUCUUUAAAAACGCAGGUGCUCGUGGGGCAUGGGCUCCUGAAAAAAGUUAAUUUCUAUUUUAUUUUCUCGGAAAAAUUAAUUUUCCGGGGAAAAUGCCACUAAAAUGCUCGAAUAAUGCUCAAUGCUUUUGCCUCACUAAAAUGCUCGAAAAAAUGCUAGCAUAAUGUACAAAAGCCUAACAGGCACAUAAUGACAGAAGGACGGCCGAAACGCCUUCAGUUGUCGAACAAAAUCUUUAUAAAUACAGCAAAUAAUUCGCAUUAAAUAUAACAAAAACUGAGAAACACUGUUAGUGUAUUUACUACAAACAAACUUCUCGUGCAAAGCGACGGAAAUCGCUGCUACAAGGUCACUGAAUGCUCAGCUUUUCUUCAUGUGUCAUGCAACAAAAAAACGUUCUAUAAAAAAAAUCCCACCUACUACAUCAUGACCAUUUCACUGACAUGAAUCAUCGCUCGCCUUAAACAUGCGGCAGGUCGAAGUAAUAUUGACCUCUGUUGAGCUUUUUAUUGUUGCAUUGAAUCGCUGGUAAUAGGUCAUUGUAAACACAACUUUUAUACAUUCAUGUAUUCAAAACCAAGCUUGUUUAAACCCUUUCCUCGUAUUCAAUUGGCCACAAAGGCACAAUAUUUUCCACGAAAAUCCCCCAACACCGCGUCCCCCAUGAUAGCCCGCCACGGAAGAGAUUUCACAUGAAAUCGUGGGUGCAGUUCAAAUUCCCCAGCCCAACGCAUAGAGAUCAAAUUCCCCACCCCCUGGAAGACUCUGAUAAUCAAAUUCCCUCCUCCCCGGGACGGCAAAGGUGUCAAAUGCCCGGGGUUUGCCCGGGGGGGCAUGUUGAAGCUUCGAUUUGACCGAUACAUUAUUUUCUAUGAUCCAGGAUUUUUGGAAAAGCUCAAAAGCUGUCGGUUUGUCAUAAUUUAGUUAAAUGUUACGGCAACCAACAGGACAAAUUUCAGCUCACUACGUCUCUUCUAAGAUAAGAAAUACUUAUUUACGUCUUUUUCGUCCGGACCAAGGACCACAUACUGUAUAUAUGUAUAUUCGUGUCACCCGUAAGUACGACCGUUUUACCCGGCCGAAAAAACAUGGCCGUAAUAAUAUAGUGACCAGGGGCGUAGCCAGAAUUUUAUAUAUGGUUUAUACCGCUGCUCUCCCUCGUGUAUCAGCGGGCUCAGUCGUAUUAUCGCGGCAUGAAGGCCCAUAUUAACUAAAGACAAGAGCCGUUGACGAAAAUACUUUACGAAAAAACAAAUUGUAAAAAUUUAAAGUGGGCUUUUCAACAAUGGCUUUUACGGCCAAGAUAUUAUCAUGGCGUUUUCGCCACCUGAAUAUUGUAGGUUGUUUGCUCAAAAGAAGGCCUACCAAGGGGAGGUCACGGGCACCCCAGGACCCCUCCUUGCUACGUCCCUGGUGACCGUACAGUGGAACCGCGCCUUACGACCACCCCGUUUAUAAGACCACCUCGUUAUUACGGCCAUGUUCUUUCAAAGCAAACAUAAAAAACAUUGACUCAUUUUAUUAUUUUGAAGACCCCGUUAAUGCGACCACCUCGUUAUUACGACCAGGAUUUUAUGGCCCAACGGUGGUCGCAUUAACGGGGUUCCACUGUAUUACCAAGGUGGCCGUAUGGCGGGGUUCUAUAGUAGCUCAAGCUGAAUUUAAGAAGUUAUGCAUUUCUUUAGUUAUAGUCUACGAUUCUUUAUUUUACAACUUAAUUAAACAGCUGAGCCAUAAACUGAUACCAGAAAGUGAACUCGAGAAAAAUCAACUGGUCUUGGCUGAUGGACACGCAUGCCUAGGACAAAUGUUGCUCUUUGUUGGUAAAUCUGAGGAAGCGAUAUUAAAUCUGCAGUUUGCCUUACGUGGUUUCGAAGAUUACAGCAGCCCGAAGAGUAUGCUACUUGACAAAGCAAAUGUGCUUCACUUUCUUGGAGAGGCGUACAGAAGCAGGUAUAGUAGGUUUUGUUAAAUUACUGUGAUUUUUAGGCCUAAAAAUUCAACUUCAACUUUAUUUCAUAAGACUAUUGGUUACAAUAGACUGGCCCGCAAAAUAGCAAUUGCUAAUCUGGGCGGACCAGUUAAAAGAAAAAUAAAUUGAAAGGAAAAGAAAGGAAAGGAAAGGAAGGAAAACUACAAUUUUAAGUUACAAUAAAUAAUAUUCUAUCACAGUUUUAUUUUAAUUACAUUAAAUCUGAACAAGCAAACAAACAAAUACUUUAAUACAGAAACCACUGAACUAUUAAUCGAACUUUUUCAACUAUUAAGGGCGUCUCAAUAUAGUCAUCUUCUCUUUUUAAGAUAUCCGAAAGCAAUCUGUGAAGUACUUUCCUAAAUUUCUUUUUAAGAAGAUCUCUAAUAUGACAAGGCAUCUCAUUCCAAAGUUUUACACCAAAGCGAGACAAGGAGUUUUUGUGUAUUUCCAGCUUUGAGCUUUUGACGUGAAAGUUACCUGAACUAGAUGAUCUUGUAUAGUAUGAAUGAAUUGUUGAGGUUUUUUUCAAAUAAAUUGAGCAGAUUUGUUGGCGAAUUGUUGUUGUUAAUAUCGUGCAUUAGAUUAGCCACAGUUUUAUAAUACAUAAAUGACACUGGUAAUAUGUCAGCGUCGAUAAAUAGAGGAAUUACGUGUUCACGUAUAUCCGUAAAAUACAUCAUGCGAAGCACUUUCUUCUGGAGAAUUAAAAUUUUAUUGAGGGACGUCUUGGAUGCCUGACCCCAGGCAGCAAGACCAUAGUUUAGGUGAGGGUGGAUUAAUGUUUGGUAAAUAUAUAACAGUAUAUGACGGGGUAUGGAGUGCCGAAGUUUUGAAAUUAGUCCAAUGGUUUUACUGAUUUUCGCCGUAAUGGCGUCAAUGUGAUAUUUCCAAGUAAGACUUUUAUCAACGAACACACCAAGGUAUUUAAUAUAAUUUUUGCACUCUAGAGUUACAUUUCCAUUUUUUUCGUUAUCGAACAUGUAGAGGCUCGGUUGGUAAGUGACUUUUUUUUGAUCAGGAUGAAAGAUUACAAAGUUAGUUUUUGUAGUAUUGAGAGUUAACUUGUUGGAUGUUAACCAUUCGUGGAGGUUUUGUAAUUCGAUAUUUACUAUAUUUUCUAGGGACUUUAAGUUUUUAUCGGCAUAAAGGAUAUUAGUAUCAUCUGCGAAGAGAUAAAACUUAAGUUUAUUCGAGCAUUGAUGUAUGUUAUUAACAUACAAUAAAAAAAGCAACGGGCCGAGCACAGAUCCUUGGGGAAUGCCAUAACUUACGUUGGCUUUGUUUGAAAUGUAUGGUCCGAUUUGGGUAGAUUGCAUCCGAUUAUUCAAAUACGAGGAGAACCAAUCAUUAAUAAUUCCACGAAAACCAUAGUGAUUAAGUUUGUCAAGCAAAAUGUUAUGAUCGACAGUAUCAAAAGCUUUCUUGAGGUCUAUGAAGACUCCGCACGUCACCGGACACAUACAAUUUGUUUUUAACCAUAAUGGAUGCUUUUAAUCCAGUGGUAAUCCAAGGCUUAGAAAGCUGUUUGGCUUUACGAUUUGAUAACUUUGUAAUAGGAGCAUGUUUGUUUACAAUCUUAUUAAAUUUCUUAUAAAAAGUUGAAAAUAAUUUGUCUGGAUCAGUUGCAUGAUUUACGAGCAUACAUUCCCAGUCAACCUCAGAGAGUUCCCUAUUGAAUUGGUCUGCGGAAAAAUUAGAAAAAUCGCGUAUCUUGGUAGUGUACCCUCUAUAUUUAUCUCUUGCUGCUUUGAUUAUGCAAAAUUGAGAGAAGUGAUCGCUAAUGUCGGAGAUGAUGUUACCGCUGAGAAGUAUUUGGUCAGGGUUGGUUAAAAACAUAUUAUCAAUUAACGUAGCUGAGUUCCUAUGGACUCGAGUGGGCUUAUCAACUGUUGGAAUGAGAUAGCAACUUUGUAAGGACAUUAAGAAGUCAUGGCUAAUUUGAGAUGUUUCGCAUUUCAAUAGAUCUAUGUUGAAAUCGCCCAUGAUAAAUACAUUUUUAUUAAGAGAUGUCAAUUUUUCGAUGGUUUCUUCGAAGUAAGACAUAAACUGAUCCGGAGAAUUGUGUUGGCGAUGUAUUAUACCACAGACAAUGUUUUUGUUAUUUGCAAAAGAUAUUUCAAUCCAAAGGGCUUGAAAAGCUUCAUUAGAGAUCUUUUCUAAAACUGUGUAAUUUAGUGAUUCGUGAAUGAAAAGGCCGACACCUCCAGAUGCUAGAGGUGUUGGGACAAAGCCCGGGGGGGGGCACCUGGGUAUUUUUUGGGUGGGUAUGUGCCGCCCGGGACUCCAAAUUGGCACCCCGUUCUAGAAAAAUUUUCCCCUAAAAUUGAUACCCCGUUGUAGAAAUGGGCCAAUUUUUUUAUACCCCGUUCUAGAAUUCGCCCUAAAACUGAUACCCCGUUCUAGAAAUGGGCCAAUUUUUUAUACUCCGUUCUAGGGUGCAACAAGAGUACAACGGUUUGCUUGUUAACGCAUUGAACGGUAUUUUUAAAAGCAAUCUGUCCUUGAACACUUUCAAAUGGCUGCUUACAAAAGUGGAGCUUUCGUGCGUUCGAAAUAUUAUACCCCGUUCUAGAAAACGCCUCUGAAAUGGAUACCCCGUUGUAAAUCAAAAGCUUCAAAAUCACGACCCCUUUGGGCGGCACAUACCCGUAUAGGUAAUGUAUGGGAGUACCCACCCCCGGGGGACAAAGUCGAAAACAUAUCCCGGUAUGCAAGAAAAAGACCCGUUCUCAUUUGAAUUUGUAAUUUUGGUCUCUGUGACACCAAUUAAGUUAAAUUGAAAGUCGAGUUCAUCCAGUAGUAAUGUUAAAUUUUCCAAAUUUUGGUUAAUGCUUACAACAUUAUUGUGAAAAACUGAAAAACUGGACUGAACCUCACUGUUAGAUUGUCUGUGAUCGUUAUUGUUAUUAUUUAAUUGACCGUCAGGAUUAGUAAACAGAUCUAGAUCAAAUAAGCUGGAUAAUUUAUCUAGAUGUCUCCUACACUGGGAAGUAGUGGACACCGAAUUAUUAAAUUGGUCAUGAAAGAGGGCUAAAUUGCCCCUAAAAGUAAAGUAAGGCAGCUCUUUGAGUGUUGAUCUUUGAGCUUUUUCUUGGACCUUAUUUCCUACGGCGUAACUUCAUUUUAAGCUAAUUUAAGCGAUAGAGCGAAGAAGGUUUUCAGAAUUACCCCGCUUAAUGCAACUCUAAUAUCUCAAAGUACUUAGCUUAUCGUGACUCCCUCAGUUCAUUUAAUUCGUCUAGGCUUGUUAGCUUUAUGACUGUUGAUGUUUCCGUUUUGCGCAGACAGACAGCUCCGUUUUUCGCCCAACAGAAGUUGAAAUUAUUGGCGUUCUUGUAUUUCUUGCUCUCGAAGAGAAGCUCUUGUAGUCGAGGAGUUAGAUGAUCACACAAGUUAAUAUGACUGAUUUCAAAAUCGUCAGGGAAGCCUAACUGUGACGCCUCGAGGUUCUCCAAUCUCCUUAAAAAAAUAUAAAUAAAUAAAAAUUAAAAUAUAUAAAUUCAAUUUAAUUCUCAUGUUAGUUUGAACUUGUUCUUUAAAGCAAUCUUGGGGACCCUUCAAGAGGGGAGCGGUAUCUCAAAAGAGCACUGAAAGGAAAAGAACAGUAUUACAAGGGAAAAGCUGACCAUCAAGUUGCUUUCACCUUAAGAAGUCUUGCAAAUGUCUUGAACGAAAUGGGGAAGCACAACGAGGCUAUGUGAGUGUCAUAAUUGUUUGUGUCGUAUUAUUCACCUAUUGAGAGUUCGAUUUCGAGUCCAACCUCAAAAUAGAAGUUGAUUUUCAUUGAUGAACUGCAAAAAUUAACAUUUUUGCUACAAAAAUGAACUUGAUAAAAGCAUAAAAUUUCUCUUGUAGUGACUUCGCAAAGAGAGCUGUUGAUAUCCAUUUUCAAGGCGGCUACAAGUUCAGGCAAGAAUAUGGCUACAGCCUGAGUACACUGGGAUCGUCGUAUCGUUACCUGGGUCAGUAUGUUCAGGCGGAAAGAUUCCUAAAAGAAGCUCUCAAGAUUUUCAGAUCGGUUGAUGCGCCAAGCAAGCUAAGGGUAACAGUUUUUACAUUGUUUCGCUCAUUUCUUUAACAUCCACGGGCACAUUCAGAUCAAUGACAGACCGUUAAAAUGUUACUGUAGCCAGACAUUGAUUAUCACUACAGGAGAUAGAAGAGUGAAAUUAUAUAAUUUCACUCUUCUAAUCCUGAUAUUUUUCAACUUUUUCAAAUUCCUUUUCAUGUCAUCCGUACUAUUCGGCAAGUUAUAAUGAGAAUUAUUCAUAUUAUUAUAAACUAUUAUCUUUAUCAUCAUUAUUGUUAUUAUUAUUAUUAUUAUUAUUAUUAUUAUUAUUAUUGUUAUUACUAUUACUUCAGGCCUACCAGUAAAGCUUUUAAUAUCAUAGGUGACAAAUUACUCCUUAAUUUUGGCGCGAAAUUUCAUCGUUAAUUUGUAAUUUCACAUGUGAAAUUACUAAAUUGCCAUGGCAACCUGCCGUACGUCUCCGUUUCAAGAUGGCGACAAGUUUUAAAAUGUCAUGAAUGAAGAUGUCAGGGCAUAAAAAGACGCUUUAGAAAACCUGAACACACGAAAGAGCACACCAAGAAGGAUUCUUAGAGGUAUGUAGUCGAAAAAUUCUGAAAACUUAAGCCAAAUUUCAGCUCUAAACGUUUGAGAGAGUGGAGUUCACGAUCGAUCGAUACGAUCCAGGAUAAACAAGUCAAAAUCCUUGAUUGCUAAGGUAAUUCGUCACCCAUGAUAUUAAUAGGUAAUCAAAUGGUAUACUCGUGAAAUUAGGGAAUAAUUUCACUUGCGUUUUGAUUUGGACAAAACGCGCGUGAAAUUAUUCCCUAAUUUCACUCGUCAUCAUUUGAUUACACAUACUAAUUAUUUGGGCGUGGCCCAAAUAGAGUAAUGGAAACGGCUUGUUUUGACGCAAAUGUGUAAUAGGCACGCAAUACGUGCUAAUGUAAACAAGGCAAGUAAACAAGCGAAGCGAGGCGAAUGUCUGCCGUGCGAACGUCUUGUACAAGGUAAGAGGCAUGUGGGAAAGAAAGCUCUGCUUGCACACGGCACUUAAUCGCACUUUUACGAUCUCAAAAGUUAAUCUGACUCUUCAGUAUUUUUGCCUCAUCGAAAUUUGGAAGUCUGAAGUCCAGGGAUGAAGUCUAUCAAAAAUAUUUGGAAUAUUAACGUCGGGUUUUGGUCACAAUAAGAUCACAAGCAACGAACCUUGAAACACAGAAACACGAAAAACGGAUCGAAAUCCACCAAUCACAAAUCAUAAACAAUGACCUUUUGAACCCGUUGAAGAAAACUUUCGUUUCCUAAGAGGUCCGCUAAGAUGAUUGACGUCUGACAUUUUUUGACGAGAGGAUCGAAAUGCACCAAUCAUAGAAAAACACUUUUAAUUGCAUGUUUCCUAAGAGGUCAUCUGAAUUUGCUGUUUUCUUUAUUUUAUGUCCAUUUUUUGUAAUUGGUCGAUUUUGUUAGGUCGAGUGGAUAAUCCAAUGAGGGACGAUUUGGAUAUCGUUUGAUCCGAGAUUUUUCGAAGCAACAGUGAGAAUCAGUUUGGAUAACAUUUGGCCGCGGCGUUUCGAGGAACGUGUUAAUAUAUUGUUCAAUCAUGUUAUCCCGGGUUAAACUUACAAAUGCACACACUGUUCGCGGUAAGCCCACACUAAAAAAUAACACUCAGUGUUUUCGGAAUGGGCUGGUCCGCGAACUCAAAGAAAAACAGAGGAAAUUAUCAAGACAUUCAAUGACAUCAAAGACUCAUGAACCCCAUAGACGUAAUAACAAAUCGGAAUAUCAGGAGUGUACGUGUAAAAUGGAUAAGAGUUUGAAUAGAGGAAAGUUGAACAAGUUUGAGAGUCGCAAGAUUUGUGUAGCUGGUUAGCAGUGUGACAAUAGUGAUUUUGAUUUUUGCAUUGCGGAACACAGCGAGUUGCCUGUGAUAAAAAUCUGUUCCAAUGAAGGAAGAGACGAUUGUCAACAAUUGAAACCAAAAGGGACUUAGGCUUCUUUUGGAACUACUGUGAUAACUGCAACAAUUCUUUUUAUUAUUUCAAUUUUGUUUAGCAGGGUGACGGUUAAUGUACUUGUUUUUGUAUUGCGUGUUGUGUUUUUUCAUACGAUGCUGUGCGUCGGGAUUUUGUGUUAGUGUUUUGAUGGCAGCAAGGUGACGACAAGAGAAGGUAAUGAGCUAGUUGUACAGAAGGAAAAUUGUGUUGUGAAGGAAUUAAAAGAAGAUGAUUUGAGAUGUCGCCGUGGGAAAUUUAUUUAUAACAGAACUUACAAUUUCAUUGGUUUAAACCAGGUUAGUCCAUUAUAUUUUCGGCAUGACAAAUUACCAUAAAAUCGUUGUUUUCAAAAUUUGCAUAAAUCGGCCCGCUGCAAAGAAAUAUUUAGGUUACAAGCGCUUCAAAAUACUGUACCUUCAGAGCGGCAUAGCUUUUACUUGUUGUGCUAUAUCUUUCAAAACUAUCGAUCGAUUCUAGCUCAAAACUCUCAAAGCAGCGGUUUAAAUGUUAAAUCCCGUGGCUGGUUGAAAUCGUCUCUUGUUUGUUUUCAAACGUUUUUAGGAUGGAUCGAAUCGACUUUGGAUCGAUUAUCAUUUUAUCACCUUGUGGUAUGACCGAAACGUUUUUUUUCUCGAUAAAGUUCACUCAACAAAUUUAGAAAGAUUUACUUGACUUUUCACAUGUGGAACGAACUGACUUUUUUGUGGAACGAACUGACUACUUUAUGGAACGAUCUGACUAUUGAUUGGAACGAUCUGACUUGGAACGAUGUCAACGAUCUUACCAUGGAACAAAAUGACCGGUUACCGUCAUGCCCCUAGCAGACUACCAAUGAACAAAUUAAAAUCUUUGUUACAGAAAACACGGAAAGUGAAACUUUUUGCAUGGAAGAGUAUUCGGAAAAAUACACCAUUGUCGUCCGAAACUCAUUGUUACGUUAAAAGUAGAAAAGGUUUACACUUAAACAGGUACAGAAGUAACAGUAACAGUGUGAAGUUUUUACUUCGGCUCGUGAUUUACAAGCUUUUCUCGUGUUCUCCCAACAUCCCGCGUGGGUUAUCACGCCGGUAAACCCAUAGAAAGUGUGGUCUAUUGCUUUAUAAAAUGACUUUUAGUAGAGUGGAGUCUUUUAGGGAAAAAAUAUGCUUUUAGUACCGUGAUCAAGUCAUGUCUUCUCUCUAAAGUCAUCAGAAGCCAAUCAUGACUCACGAAUUAAUAGCGCUGAACUUUCUCAAAACUCAAUUCAGUCAAACAACAAACAACAGCACUUCAAAACACGAGUUUUUGCGCUCAUUACGAUAACUUAUGAAAGCUGUUUUACAGGAAAAGUCAACACAUAUUCAUGCGAACGUACAAUGAAAGAAUACGUUCAUGGUUUGCUUACUACAGAGGUAGAAAUUAAUUGAUCAUUAGACUGUACGCAGCUGUAUUUUGUUGAGUCGAUCGGUAAAAACGGAACUGGCAGCUAUUAUAUUGUAAUGGAGGACUUCAUCCCGGGGGGGGGUACUGCCAUAUAUGGGGUAUAUAGGUAGGUGCCGCUGUGAAGGGUAUGGUUUUCAAGCAGUUUACUCUAGGAUAGGGUAUAUAAAUCAGAGCGCUUGGGUCUAGAAUAGGGUGUCAUUUUUCAGGAAACUGAUCAGUUGGUUGAAGAUUUUAUCUAGACUAGGUAAACAGCUACUCUAGGAUAGGGGGAUUUGGGGAGUUUACUCCAGUAUAGGGUAGCAAAAUUCAGCUGAACUAGCUCUAGUAUAGGUUAAGGGUUCCAGGGUCCCAGCGGCACAUCCCCACCCAGAAAUUCCUAAAGUACCCCCCCCCCCCGGGGACUUCAUUCACUUUUUCCAAGCCUCAUUGGUUUAAGAUCUGUUUUCUGGACUUUAUUAUGAUCAAGAAAUGCUGCGGUAACGACGUGGCCGCAUUUGCAAAGUUGUCGCAUGUAACUUUAUAUGCACGUACAGCGACCGAUGGAAAUAUGUCAGUGGUGAAGAAAGCUUUCUUUGCCGUAGCCAAAUUAGCGCUAAUAUUUGUCGAUUUGUGAAGUCAGGUGGUUUGAGGUAGGUUAUGCCAUCGAUAUCACUGAAUAAUUUGUGCAAAUGUUGGAAAAAACCAGCCCGAAACUCUGACAUCUUUCAUCAUCGUUGGCAGCUUGUUUACAACCUACAGCAGCCGAUUUUGUACCAUAUCUUGAUCAGAGAUCUCUUUUUGUAACAAUUUCUUUCAUUAAGGAAUUUAAUUUUGACAUAAAAUAAAUCAAGAAUGCUAAAACUAUCCGUUUUGUUGCUGGUUGGCACAUGGUUAAGUUUUCCUAGAGACUUUCUACACCAGAAAUUCACACAGUUGUUGUCUUUCUCUGCGAUUUGGCAUCGUCGUGAAAUGUAAACUGCUUUCCAGCUUUGUACUUUAUAACUUCUAAAGCUAUGGCAGUCGCGAAUUGUGACCCUCAGUAAUAAAAUGUGGAAACCAACGCUUUUAAUAUUAAGAAGGGCUACGGUAAGUAACUUGUUCUGUUUUUUAGCCUUUCUAAAAUCGUUGUUUGCAGAUCAAUAGCGGAUUUUCUUUAUGGCUCGUGGUCCGAAUGCCUGUUUCUAUGGGUUUACCGGUAUAAUAAACCAUAGGUUUUUGACCAAUCAGAUCACGCUUACUAUCUCAGUUAUUUUAUAAAACAGUCAUAGUCAAGGGACAUGUGUAUUGUUGGAAAUACCAUCCAUGCAUAAAUUAGUACAAUAUUUUUAGACUCUACAUAGGAAUGAGGAUAUAUAUGAACUUAAAGGUGUACAUAUUGCCACCUUUGAACCUCAUCUUUUCUCAAGCAAUGUUGAAAAUUGUAGUAUAUCAAAUGUUAAUAGUUACCAAUGUUCCUGUUAACAGUGCUGCCUUAGAGCAGUUUAUGCAAUAUGAUACUUUCUUAUUAAUUCUUGUGGAUACUGGACUUAAGGAACUUUAUUUGCCCUUGUUAGUAAUCGGAAUACACUGUACAAAGUUAUGGGUGUGAAAACACAUCUGUCAGUAUCAGUGGAGCUGAGAUAAACCUUACUCUCCGGGCUGUAACCAGUUAUGUCCUAUGCUGCAAUUUGGCUCCAAGCAUGUCUGCAUUGAAGAUGUGCAUAUUUUCAAACAUUGUCGUGAAAUGACACUAUUUUUGUUGUGGAUUGGGACAUACUGUAUAAGCUGUGCGGUUCAGCAAACAAGUGCAGUGAAGGAUUUGUCUUCUCUGGUAAGAUAUGAUGACAGUUCUUUAGCUGCAAUAAGGCAUGUUCAAAGUAUCAUACCCGUAGUACGACCACGCCCAAAUAUACGCUCACACAGCGUCUUGUUUUAUGUUGUAGUGGCCCAUAGACCUUCUACUCGGUUGGUAAUUUUACUGAGGCUUUCUUAAAGAUCGUAAGAAAUCUUGUUCGAUCUCUUGAUGGUGAAUCAAAAUAAAUUAUUAUUUAAGGCAACCUCAGAGAUGUUUGGUUUCAACCGUUUUUCAUCCUCUUCAUAUUUUACUUGAAAUGCUAGAAUUACAAUACUAGGGUUGUUGUAUGCUCAGAUAUAUUAACCCAAAGGUAUUAUUUACAGAUGGGUGAAACUCUUAGUCGUUUAUCUUCAGUUCAAAGAAACUUGGAGAAACUUGACGAGAGUAUCGAGUCGUUGAUGAAAGCAAAAGAAAUGUUUGGAAACAAUGAUAUUUACAGCGCUAUUAUACUGUCAAAGCUGAGUGUCGUUUACCGCCAUAAAGGAGAUUCCAAAAGGAGUUUGGAUUAUGCAGAGAAGGCUGCUGAAAUCACAGAUAAACACCAUGGCUUGAAAAGUCACCCUGGUAAGUGCUCGCCUGUUCUGAUUUAUACUUAACCCACCCAACCAUCUUCAUAGGCGAUUCGAGACUGACGAGAGAAGAGGAGUGAACAACGGUAAACAAACUUACGCUAACUUUCGUCGUCUCGACGUCCUUUGCGCAUAGUAAGAAAGAGGUCUGGGUAAGAACCACAUACCUGCCAGUUCUGAUUGAUAUUUAUCUUAUGUCUUUGUGAUGAUUAGCGGAUGAUAUUCUCGUACGCAUGCGUGCAUAUUUGAACUAGAUCCCUUGAUAAUCUGUCAUGCUGAAGAACCAUAGAUUGUUUAUUAAACUUUGUCAAUCUUGCUCUGUUUUGGUCUCUAGUGAAGAUUUUUACAGUCUUCACUGUAUGGAACUUACGACGUUUAACUAGAAUGGCUUGGAAUCGAAGGCUAAGGCCGGGUAAACGAUUUGUCGGCCCUAUCUGGGACAGGUUAGGCACUUCUCGAGCAGAACAAGUUGCUCGAUUUUAGACCGAUUGUUAUCGUCUUCCUUUGGAUGGCAAGAUCGGCCAGAUCAAUCGUAUCCUGAAUAUCGCCCUUGGCUUUACAAAGGCUGGAUAUUGCCCAAUGCAAAAAAACAUGUCUCUGAAUUGUUGCUAAGAUCUCGCCAUUCGAUUACCCCUGAAAUAAGGCAUUAGCCCAGGUGAACGCAAACUUUCUAUUUUGUCUGACCUUCUCCUCCUGCGGUUUUUAAUUAGAGAGCUUGCUGGUAAGCUUAUACGGCGUGUAAGAUGAUUCCACUGCUUUAUCUCCUGUUUCUUGUGAAAAGUUAUAGCCACCGCCCUGUUGAACCUUGGCAACGCACAGAGCGAUACGGGGAGUGUGGAGAAUGCCGAAAGAAAUCUAAUCAGAGCAUUGGAGAUUUACAAAGAAAUUCAUGGGGAAAAUCAUGGAAUUAUUGCCGCCACCCUAAACUACCUAGGAUAUACCUAUCUGCAAAAAGGGCAGGUGUGGAAAGCAAAAGAAACUUUGGAAAAUGCGGUAAAGAUAAUGGACAACUAUUCUCCUUCACAUCAAGGUAAUUUGCCUAUGUUGAGAAUAAUGUAAAAAGCGUAGUGUCAUGAGCGUACAUUUCUUAAGGCUACUGUUCACACUAUCUGACAGCUUUUGCGGGGGCAUGAAAGCCUUCCUGGAUAGGGCUUCUGUUAACGGUGAUUUCCGCGCGAUUUCUGUAACGGGGCGAAAACUGCGCCGCGCCAAUCUCCAAAGUGGAGAGUCACAUAUCGGGUAGGUGUUCAAAGUAUACCGGAUAGCAGUAAGGAUACACAGUGCAUAACUAAUAAUCUUUAUAAAGAAGAAAGCUAAUUCGCGUUGUUUCACACUUCGUUGCAAUUUUUCCAUCUCGUUGUAUUCAGCAAUAAGGUUAGCCAAUUUUUCUGGAGUUAAAUCCUCAACAACUGUAUCUAUAGUAAUUUCACAGAAAAAAAUAUUAAAAAUUCGUUUUCUUGUGUUAACGUCCUCCAUAAAAAGUGAAAUUAUAGGAAGUGUCUUGUCAUAGCCGUGCAACGACGUGAACAAAAAAACAUGACGCACGUGCAAAGUUGUUGUUUUGCUACUGCUGUCUGGCCGUUUUCGUUACCGUUGCAGUCCUUGUUGCUUAAAGGUCUGUAAUAUAUGUCUUAGAUAGGUGUCCCUUCAAAGAGAGUUUUCUAAAAUGACAAAUGAGGAACGGUAGGGAUCAAUUGUAUAGGUGCUAAUUUUAGGGUGGUAAAGAGAGUUUAGAAAUAUGUCGUUUUUUUUUCGGCAGAAAAGGCAAAUACACUGAAAAGGCUCAGCAAAACUUGUUUAAUCCUUGGCGAAGCCGUCAAAAGUGCUGAUUUAGCAAACCGUGCUCUAGAGAUCUAUAACGAAACGCAUGGAAAUAUGCCACACAGGGAAGUAUGUGCUAACCAUUUAUACAAUAAUGUACAUGUCUUCAAAAGAAUUCGACAACCAUUGUACAUUGUACAUUGUCUAUCCUCUUGCCGGCCAUAGAAAUGACGUCAGAAUGUUCAAAGCUUUGUGCACCCCUUGUGGUCCCAAGUUUUCAACAUUUUGACGUAAUUUCUAUGGUCGUUAAGAAUACAAACCAUAGGAAAUACUUGUCGAUUUGUUAAACUAUGCGGGCGUAUUACUAGGGCCGGGAGGGGGUGGGGGGUUGGAGUCAAGGUGCUCGGCACUUCAGUUUACACUUUCAAGACCCAGAAAGCACACUGCGCGUUAGCCCUGGUAAAAGGGAAUUAAGGAAUCACGCGAAGCAAAGAAAAAUAUAUUUUAACUUGGUGGGAAUCGAACCGACGACCCUCCAGAUCUUCUGCUGGCUGAACGACUACGUCAGAGGCAGAGAGUGGAGGGUAAUCAAGGUCGUGAAUCUUAUCCCGAAAUCCGGUUGAUCUAAUUCAGAGGUUGUGGGUUUGAUUUCCACCGAGUUUCAAAGAUUUUGUCUUUCCCUCUCGUGCUCCCUUAUUCCCUCUCCGAUGGUCAACGCUCUGUUAGAUUUUUGGGUCAUCCCUCACACUUCAAUUUACACAUAAGAGGCGAAGUUCGUCAUUUCAUCCUCUUUGUCAUCAGGUACAUUUGUUAGGUUGUUUAAUCAGGUAUUAUUCGAAAAACGUCUGCGAAGUGCAGAAAUUCAGGGAGCUUUUUUCAUAUUUUGCACCUCAGACUGGGGAGGAAAAAAGAGGGAAAAUACAUAUACGCAAUAGCCAUUAGGCUCUUGAUAUGCGUUAUUGAUCAUUACCAAGCGUGAGGUCAAGAUUGCUGGAUGUCCUUUUUUUUGCGUUUUUCUUCUUUCUGACCGAGACGAGGACGAGAUCAAUAAACUUACCCUUUUCUCUUACUUCGUACCACUAAUUUUCAUAUUUCCCACGAACGAUCCAUGACUGGAAUAAACUGCCUGAUUCUGUGGUAUUGGCACCAAGCACUGAGUAGCGGGUACAAUUUGGUUGUAAGCCCUUAAGUGUCAUUUAUAGGCCACGAUACCACUUUGCCGAGUGUUAGAUAACUAUGGAACCUAUGUCCAGGUUUUAUUUGAGGUCAAACAGUUACAUCUUUUAAAACUUUAUUCACUCUUUAGACCUUUAUUACAUUGUGGGCUAUUGGGCUAAAAUAUAUCACAUCGAGAACGGUUAUAACAUUUAGGGACACCAACAUUCUCUGUCUCAUCCUGGUUUUAUUACCUUUGUUAGUGAGGAGCAACUAUUUACUAUUUUUCCUUAUAAUUACAGGUUAGGAAAUGCGCGUUGAGGAUUGCUUACGCGUGCUCAAAGCUUGGACUUUUUAACAAGACGAAAGAAUAUAUCAAAGAAGUUGAACUUGGCUUUUCCCAGAAAAAUAUGGCCCAUCCAGAGUACGCUGUAUUUCUUCGAACAAAAACUGAAAUUACAUUGGACCAUCUUCAAUUUAGUUGGCCCAAGGAUAAAGAAGGCGUGCGAAAAAUGAUGUCAGAAGCAGAAACUGAUCUCAAUAGAGCAGACGUAAUCAUUCAACAGUCUCUUGGUUGCGAUCACCAACAGUAUGCAUUCUUGAAGGGAGAAAAAGCUCGUCUGUGCAUUCUGAUGGGCCAUUACGAGAAAGCCCUUCAAGAGAUUGACUAUGCUCUUACUAUUGCUAAGAGAUACCAAAGGCGUGACUUCGAGGCUGGCUUUUUACUUAUUCGAGCAGAUGCUGAGGGCAAGCUUCAGCUGUCUCGUGCACAAGAGAAAUCCUUGGAAAGAGCAGAAAAAUUGUAUGAAGAAGCCUUUGACGAUAGUCAUCCAAUGGUUGCCACCACACUACAAAAACGAUGCCAGAAAAAUAUUGAUCAAAAAAAUCUUUCUCUGGCAGAAGAAGACCUCGCAGCAAGCGAUAAAAUCUGUGAAAUACAUAAAACUACCUUACGAGGGCAACUAGACAGUAGUUGCUCUGGUUUUCUAGCAAACUACAGUUUGGAUCAUCACCCUGUUUUAAAGCGUCAACAGCAGCUAAAUAGGAGAAUAAAGCGUAGUCCUGCUGGAGCGUGGCUUCAAUGAUCGAAGACUUCUGUUGUUCUCAUUAUUAUAAAACGUCACCGAUGCGAAGACACCCACCUUCACAGGACUGUCUCGUUUUUAGUCAGCGCCCGAAUGCCGCUCAUUGCUAAUUUGCUCCAUUUCCUCACCUGCUCUGGCUUGACUUUAAUAACUGAGACGCUUUUCGUUAUUAGAAAACAGGACUUUUAGCAUUGUUCUUGUAAGUUUGAGUAGACACCUUUUUGGCAUCUAGUGCCGAGAUAAAUAUACUUUAAAAACUUAACACUUAACUGAAGACAGC
Messenger RNA from Porites lobata, 35939 nucleotides. The record is from the annotation of a GenBank genome assembly. Lineage: Eukaryota; Metazoa; Cnidaria; Anthozoa; Scleractinia; Poritidae.